UUGAAAUAGAGAGAGCCCGUGGUGGUCGCCCCUGCUGUUGUGUGUGUGGAGGAAGGUACCGAUAAGCUCGUCUCUAAAAAGAAAAAAAGAAGAAUAUAUGUGCUGAAAGGAGUUUGCUGUUCUGUUUUUACUUAAAACUGGUCUUCAGAUAAAGACCAUCAUGGACACGGCUGUGCUGAGUCUCCAGAGCUUAUAUGAUAAGCUGAGGACUCAAGUUGACCUUCUCAAUGAGAACAUUGAACCCAACUUCAUCCAGAUGGCACAAAACUUUGAUGACUGCCGUCGCAGAUGGCUGAGGACAGAGCAUGAGCUGGGCUCCUGCAAAGAGGGGCUCACCAAAGCGGAGACGGAGAGGGGAGCCCUGGAGGUCAAGCUGAAACACGCCCGCAACCAAGUGGACGUGGAGAUCAGACGGAGACAGAAGGCCGAGGCUGACUGCGAGAAGCUGGAUCGUCAGAUUCAGUUGAUCCGGGACCUCCUGACCAGCGAGGGAUCCAGUAACAGCAUCAAGCUGAGUGCAGAGCAGCGCUCCGCUUUGGCCUUCCUGAACACAAACUGCCAGCCGGCUGCCAACCUGAACACCAGCAGAAGACUGACGAGGAUAGACGAGUCCGCCUCCAUUUUGUCAGACAUCAGCUACGACAAAACCGACGACUCUCUCGAUUGGGACUCCUCUAAUGUGAGGACAGUGCGACUCAAGAAAAGAGAGAAAAGGCGCUCCUCAAGAAACCAUGUCGACGGCCCUCCAAUGAUGUCCAAACGCUCUCGAUCAACAGGCAGAACGUCAGAGAGGGGAAAUGAGGCCCUGGUGACCAAAACCACCGUGACUGUCCCUCCAAAUGGAGGACCUGUUGAGGCCAUUUCUACCAUCGAGACUGUUCCUUACUGGACUCGCAGCAGGAGAAAGACUGCUGUCAUGGAGUGGGACUCUGAAUCUGUCCAGUCUGAGGACGUGUUCAAGCAGCCUGUCAACCCUGAAGGAGAGAUGAAAGCACAGCCCAGCACUCCACAGAGCCACGGGAGCGUCCGCCAUCACGACUUUGUCUCUAAAACUGUCAUAAAGCCCGAGUCGUGCGUGCCCUGCGGAAAGAGGAUCAAGUUCGGGAAGCUUUCCCUGAAGUGCAGAGACUGCAGGGUGGUCUCACACACCGAGUGUCGCGACCGUUGCCCCCUGCCGUGCAUCCCCAACCUGGGUGCAACUCCAGUCAAAAUUGGGGAGGGUGUGCUUGCGGACUACGUCCCUGAGAUGUCCCCCAUGAUCCCUCCUCUUGUAGUCCACUGUAUCAGCGAGAUCGAGCAGAGAGGCCUGCAUGAGGCUGGACUGUACCGUCUCUCUGGCGCUGACCGCACAGUGAAGGAGCUGAAGGAGAAGUUCCUUCGCAGCAAAACGGUUCCUUUGCUCAGCAAGGUGGACGAUAUCAACGCCAUCACCGGCCUGCUGAAGGACUUCCUGAGGAACUUGAAGGAGCCUCUGCUCACCUUCCGCCUCAACCGUCCUUUCAUGGACGCAGCAGAGGUUUCCGACGACGACAACAGCAUCGCUCUGAUGUACCAAACCAUCGGUGACCUGCCGCUGGCCAACAGAGACACGCUGGCUUUCUUGGUGCUUCACCUGCAGAGAGUUGCGGACAGUUUGGACACGAGGAUGGACAUCAGUAACUUGGCCCGAGUGUUUGGUCCAACCAUCGUGGGUCAUGCAGUUCCCAACCCAGACCCCAUGACAAUCCUGCAGGAUACCAAAAGACAACCUAAGGUCGUGGAGCGUCUGCUGGCUCUGCCGGCGAAUUACUGGGGUCAGUUUGUGAUGGCGGAAACCGAGCAGCCCAACUUGGAUCACCUGAUCAUCGAGAACGCCAACUGCUACGCCACACCUGAUAGAAUGAGCAUGCUGGGACCUCUGACCACUCCAGAGCACCAGUUCAAUAAAACCCCCUCCUCCAGCUCCUUGUCUCAGCGCAUGAAGUCCAGUCUGACCCCAAGAUUCGGGAGCAAGAGCAAAUCGGCAGUGGGAUUCAAUCGCCAGGGAAAGUUCUUUGCAUCUCCUCUCCUGAAAUAACCCCGAACGCAGCUGAACCCUAACCCUCCAUUCGCACACUGCAAUAACCACCAUGCAACCAUUAAUGCAUAACCUGGUACUGCUUUGAUAACGACUAAUAUUAAGGGUUUUAUAGCCCUCUUACUUAUAAGUGUAAUAUUUCACAAUCCAAAGGGUUGCCUUUUGCUGAUUUUAUGUGUUUGUGGAAGGAUUUUUUUAACCAAAUAGUAGUUUUUCUAUAUCUAUGCACAUCUGUGUGUCUGUAGAGCUUUUCCUUAUUCUUAUUUUGCCUCAAAACAAAUGAGAAUGUACUUAAUUGUAGUUGUUUUUUUUUAUGUGUGCAUAGGUUGAAAUAUGUAGUUUUAUUGUGACCAGCUUUUACAUUUAAUCAUUUCCUUUUGCAGUUUUUCAACUCAUGUGUCACUCAGAAGUUGAAGAAUUGAUUCUAAGGCAUUUCAUUUGAAGGGUGUAACUGAGUGUGUGACUGUGCGUAACAUAAUCAUUCUAGUUUUGAUGUUUGUUGUUCACUUCCAUUGAGUUUUCAUCGUCUCUAUCCCCCCCCCUGUGAAUUGUGAUGUAAAUAUUUAAAUUGCUCAGGCCCCUCUUCUUGGCAGAAUGCCUCUGUAGUACUGAUUUGGGGUUUUAUCAUGGUAACAACACCAUUAGGCAAACAUUUUUAUUGGCAAGAUCUUCUCAAUCAUUUGCAAGACUAACUGAGAUGAAUGCUUUUUGCAAAAAAAAAAAAAAAAGUUGAGAAGAGGACCAGAAUUUGCAAAUCUUUACGAUCCUUAUGCUUCCAGUGUAUCUCCGCUCUGCUCUGCCAGUGAUCAUUAGGAGAAUUAUUCACUGCUUUAUGUGUCGGGCUGUUAUCUCUGGAGGAGCACAGCGAUCUCACAAUGUUUAUUUCUCUGUAAUGUUUGUACUUUUGGAAAGCUCCUUGUGAGUAAUGGCAAUUAAACUGUAUAAUUUGGCCAGUUCAGUUACUGCUGCAUGAUUUGAUGGCAUUUAGCAUACUUUUUAUACACACUUUAUAAGUCUUGUAAAUUAUAAAAUACAUUUCCAACCUCUA
Labrus bergylta (ballan wrasse) is the source of this 3104-nucleotide messenger RNA. RefSeq names its product Rac GTPase activating protein 1 (gene racgap1). Gene Ontology annotation, biological process: Rho protein signal transduction; mitotic spindle midzone assembly; mitotic cytokinesis. The record is from RefSeq and is a predicted model, not a curated record. Gene Ontology annotation, cellular component: centralspindlin complex; nucleus; spindle midzone. Lineage: Eukaryota; Metazoa; Chordata; Actinopteri; Labriformes; Labridae. Gene Ontology annotation, molecular function: GTPase activator activity.